Messenger RNA from Myripristis murdjan (pinecone soldierfish), 8433 nucleotides. Its product is annotated as nck-associated protein 5-like. Gene Ontology annotation, biological process: microtubule depolymerization; microtubule bundle formation. NCBI's taxonomy places the organism in Eukaryota, Metazoa, Chordata, Actinopteri, Holocentriformes, Holocentridae. The transcript is spliced from 18 exons. The coding region runs from base 626 to 6448 and encodes 1940 amino acids. The record is from RefSeq and is a predicted model, not a curated record. Gene Ontology annotation, cellular component: microtubule plus-end.
AGAGGGGGGAAUAUUAAGAGUCAAGAUAAAGCAAGGAAGGAGAGGGAGGGGGGGACGCACACACAAGCCAGCCUCCAAGCGUGCGUGUGUAGUAGCAGAGAGAGACUGAGAGGCGACUAGAGAGAGAGAGGGAGAGAGAGAAAGCAGAGAGCAGAGGGAGAGCGUACGUAGCGUGAAGGAAGGGAGAGAGCGGAGGGAAGAGAGUCAACGCAUGUCGCCAGAUUGAGAGAGACAGGGAAGAAGCGGAUGAGGAGUGGGAGGAGAGGGGAGCAAGGAUUUUGUCUGCUUGAGAGAACAGAGAAAAGGAGAAAGAGAGGGAGAGAGAGAGAGAGAGGGAGAAGGGGAGGAGAGGAGAGGCGUUCCGGUCUCAGUCAAGUAAGCAGGCAGGCUGGUAGGCUGCUAGGCAGGCAGUGUGGAGCCGGCAGUGCUGCAUUGUGGAUGUAAACUUUAUCAUCUGCGGGAUCCGGGGGUCGCAGCUGCAGAGCAGGGGGGAAGCGGCGCGGCGGUGGAUUACCAUGUGUGUCCUCUGAACGCCGAGCACCAGGAUGCUGCAUCUCCACCAGGGGAAAAGCUGGCUGUGGCUCGCCUGCAGAGGGAAGUCGCACGGAGCAAGAGCGAAGGAACAAUGCGAGAAAAGCUGAUCCACGAGCUAGAGGAAGAGCGACGCCUGCGACUGGACAGCGAGAAGCGUCUCCGGGAGGUGACAGAGGAGUCGGAGCUGGGACGGGCGCAGAUGGUAUCACUGCAGCAGCACUUCUCCAGGAUGGAAGAGACGGUGCGGUCGCUGCUGCAGAAUCAGGGCGUCCUGGAGCAGACUGCUGUGGACACAGUGGACAUCAUGAAGGCCUACAAGGAUAAACUCUCAGAGGAGGUGCAGAAGCAGCACGACGGCCCCGAAGAGCACAGCUCGCUGCCGGCAGAUCAGCCGGAGCCGGACCCAGGGCCGCUGCCGGAAGCCGAGUCCGAUGCCGGCCAAGCAGAAGAGGACAAAGACAAAACCAAGCUCCUUGUGGAGCGCCUCAAGGCCCUGGAGGAGGAGAACUCUGCCUUGGCCUUGGAGAAUGAGAGCCAGAGGGAGCAGUACGAGCGCUGUCUGGAUGAGGUUGCCAAUCAAGUUGUGCAGGCACUUCUCACCCAAAAGGACCUGAGAGAGGAGUGUCUGAAGCUGCGAACCCGUGUGUUUGACCUCGAGCAGCAGAAUCGGACCCUCAGUGUUUUGUUCCAGCAGCGGGUCAAGCCCGCCUCCGACCUGCUUCUCCAGAAACUCCACUCUCGGAUCAUGGAUCUGUCUGCGGCAGAUUUGCUUCUGGAGCCAGAAAGAAGCAAGGGCUUGCUCCUUUCCAGGAACGCAGACUCUCCCUCUCAAGAAGUCCAGUUGAAUGGAAAGGCAGGUCUUCCUGUGAUGAAGUGUCUGAGCCAGUUGAGUCUGACAGUGCCAGCACCCACCUACCCACGCAGCAGCUGCAGCAGCAGUGAGUUGUCUCUGUCAAGUGCUUGCAGUGAAUACUCCAGUGGCUCCUACACCUGGAAUGAUGGGCGCUCCUGUGGGAAAAUGUCCUCUCUGACCUGGGAGAAGAGGCUGAGUCUGGGUUCUUCAGCUCCAAGCAAUAUCUGUGCCCCUCUGGAGGAGCAACUGCCCACACGGCGCAAGGAGAGCCAUAUACUAGAAGGGCUCAGAAAGCUCCAGAGGAGGAAACACAGAAGCUCCUCUUCCUCGUCCAAGGUCUCCAAGUCAGGCUCCAAGGACUGCAUGAACUCUAAUGAGGGUAUCUACUCACUGGGUAUCAAGAGUAGCAGUAAAGGGGUUUCCAAGCCUACUUACAUGGGCAGAACUUGCGCUUCGGGUCUUGGGGUCAAGAAGUUCUCUUAUGAUUCGGAUGACGCAGAUGAUGAAUUGGCACAUUCCAGUCGAAGAGACAAGAUCCCCAGCAAGGAUAGCUGGUUUUACUGUAAGAAGCUCUCCCACAGCAUCUCAGACAGUUUGUGCAGCUGGGAGGGCCCUCAGGACAGUGCACUUGGGGGUGAUGCUAGUACAGGACCCAUGGCCACUAAGCACCCUCCUGGUUAUGACUCCAAAGAGCGUCCUGAGAAGCUCAUGAGCUACAUUAACAGUUUCCUCCCUGGGGGAGGCCGGGCCUCAGCUUUCACUAAACCCUCCCUGCUGCACAUCAACUCCUCUGAUCCAGAGGGUCCCCUCCACCUCUCAGACACAGAUGACCCAGAGGAACUCAACUCUGAAUCCAGUGAUAUCCAUACAUCUAUUAGUCAGCAAGCAGAGCAGGUGGAGAGGGACCCCAAGAGGCUGUCCAGAGAUGCUGCCAAGCUGCUUACGCACCACUGCUUGAGAAGGGACCAGGGACGCACCCAGUCUGCAGAUGGGAGGCCUAGGCCAUUCAGCUUAAUUAAGGAGCCCAAAGUGGCCAAGUGUACUCAGUCUGAGGAAAGCAUCUUGGCAAUUUUUGAUGCAGAAGGAGAGCCUAUUGAGCUCUGUGCUCAGAAGCUAGCUGCAGGUUCCGGGUCUCGAAAUGAUACUCCAGGUAGCAAGGCAGUCACUGAUUACACAGAGUCAGUGACCCAAGAGAGGCCAAUAAGGCAAAAAGCAGGAAAUGCAAGAAACUACACUGUGCUUGAAUCCCCAGAAAAACCAUCUGAAUGUCAGAGCCGGCCAAGCAAAGCAAGCAAUAGCAGGGAGGGUAGUGCAGAAAGGCUAUCAAUGCACAUGACUCCACAAAGGAAACUGAUCAAACCACCAAAUAGCAGGGCUAAUAAAGGUCACUCCAUCCCUCCCAUGAAUGAUGGUAUCAAGUCCAAUGGUUCAAAGAUACCUGGCCGUAACAAACCAUCAGGAUCCCCACUGAGAUUUUCUAAGGGCUCCACCACUGAACCAAGCAACAGUGGAAACUCAGGACCCUCUGGUCAAGAGAAAUCCCCCGCCUCUCCUCCAGUUAAAAUGUCUAGGUUCAUCAAAACUCCAGGAGGAAGCUGCACACAGAGCCCAAAGGCAGUCAGUUCCAAACUCCCAAGCAGACCAGAAUGGAGUAAGGGCUCCUCUUCCAGUUCCCCGCACCUUCCCAGGAAGCACCUAGAUUAUGCUGACAAUGGCGAACAGCCGACCAGAGACAAACACUGUGAAACCAGCAAAAAUAAACUCAGGUCCCCUUCACCUCCCCCACCCCCAGGCCGCACCACCUCCUUACUGAUCAGACCAAAUUACGAAGGGUCUCCUCAAGCACAUAAAACAGCAGUGGCUCAACCAUCCACAGCAACCACUGUGAGGGGCCCUCCUCCAAGUUACCACCACCCAUCUGUACCAAAUAUGCAACCUAUGCUAACCACCAAGGGUCAAGACACUUUGGACUUGGAUGCAGGCUAUGGCACUGCACUCUCACCUCAGAAACUGGUUGACAAAACUAGUCAGCACCUUCAAAACUCACCUGCUAUGACUCAGACACCUACUAAAGGCACUUCCAAAAGGACAACCAUGAAACACUACCUCCCCUCUGCAAACUCAGGGUGUGCCCCAGAACAUGAAAAUGCGCCUAAAAGUUCAAAGAAUGUCCCUCCACCCUACAGCGCCCUCAGGGGAUCCUCACUUCAGAACACAUUUGCUAGUAAGAGAGGGUCUACCCAUGAAAAUGUCAAUCAGUCAAUGCAUAAUACCUCUAUUAAUUUAUCAGUGUCACUUCAGGAGCCCCCUCAGUGUAAAAUAGAAAAUAGUAAGAUGCUAAGUCCUCAACCUGUUGUCAGCCCGCCCAGCUCCGUUAUGAGUGCCCCUAAUCCAGUAGAAAAAACCUCAAAGACACGCAUCCCAAUGGGGUUCAAAGCAUUUUUAAAAUCUCCCCCAAGCCACAAGAGUAGCCCCUCUAUGCCAGGUAAGCAUGAGAAAGAUCAUAUCAAUUCGGUCUCAAAGGACACUGUGACUUCAAAUGUGUCUACCCAGUGUGACAGCUCACCGCCAGCAUAUAGUACCGUUUCACCAUCCAAAACAUCCAUUGCAGAGGGGAAAGGUGAUGUCCAUGGUAGGUUUUUGGAGGAGGAAGUGCAAACUGCUGUGUUACCAGAGGAGGGGGAGGUUUGUGACAAAGGGAAAAGGAGUAGUCAGCUUUUCUCCAGAUCCAUAUCAGUUACUACCAAAUCACAUCUAAAACCAGCCUUGGGGAUGAAUGGAGCUAAGGCCCGCAGUCAGAGUUUCAGCACAAACUACAUGGAGAAACCUAACAUAAACAUGCCGGAUGGACCAGGGAAGAUCCGAACUCAAAUCAUUACCAACUCUGGAGAAAGAGGGAACUCUCUGUCCAGACAGAGUUCCUCGGAGGUACCUAGUGUUGGGUUGGUUGAGAGCCCUGUCCAUUCCCCCAGCAACCGGCUCAGCCACUAUGGCGGCAUGACAGGGUCAAACAGUCACAAUGUCCUUCCUGAAAGAACGUAUAAAUCUGGCUCCAAAGCUGAAGGUUCACAAGGCACAACGAAGGGAGAGGGAAUCACACCCCAACCCCAGAAAGAAGUACGUAGUUUACCCAUCACUGAUAGGACUGGCCAGAAGAAUGUCCGAAAGCCAGUAAAGGUUGCCACUCAUCCACAGUUUCAACUUCCAUCCUCUCAUGUCUACAGCUCUGAAAACUCAACACAGGAGAUGGGAGGUACAGUGACCACCCCUAAUAAAACAGACCCAAGCAGGGGUCUAAAAACCCAAAUGGACUCUACGAACAAAUCACCAGAGAUUGAGGAGAAAAAAGUUAGCCCAACAGUCUGCACCAUUGAAGAGAAAGUCAUGAUGGGAAUCGAAGAAAAUGUGCAGAAAUGUCAAGAACAGGAGAAGGUCACUGCCUCUGAGGGCAAACAAAAGACAGGCCCCUCUCUAGCAAACUGGUUUGGUCUCCGUAAAAGCAAACUACCAGCUCUGAGUGGUAAGAAAACAGAUUCCCCCAAGGGAAAAGAGGAGAAAAAGGAGUUGAAGAUUGGAUCUGUGCUUGGGGGCAAACAGAUGAAGUCUGACAAGAAGAAGGAUAAGAAGAAAAAUGACAACCAAUGCAAAGACAGUCAGGGGGGGCAGAAUCUGUCUGAGGUGAACAACAAGCUGAGCUCCAUCAUGGACCAUUGCAACAUUCAGAUGGGUCAGAUAGCCAAUCAAAUCCAGUGUACAACGGCCUAUAUCAGCAAAGACCAGUUUGUGAAAGACCUUCUUGGCAGGACCGCUGUGAAGGGCGACUCCCUGGCUGCAUCUCUGCCUGGGAUCUCCGUCCCCAAGAAACACAGUGAAAUGAAGGGAGAUAUGGAGAUCUGUGCAGAUACUGCUACCCUCAUCAUGACUCAGAAUAUCAAAAUGAAAGCUGAAAACGAAGAGGGCCACGUCCCAGACAGCACUUGUCAAGACCAUAUGAUAGGCUCUGGCUGUCAGAUGAGAACCCUCGACAGCGGGAUCGGCACAUUCCCGCUCCCUGAUUCUGUCACCAGGGCGGGCGGGCGCCACAUCCCUAAAUCUGAGUCCAGUCCUGAUGGGAUGACCAGCGGCUCCGCUGAGCUCGGUCAGGACGCCACGCCUUCACACCCAGACCCCUCACAACCUAACAUGAAAGUGCCUUCCCUCCCUAAAUCCCGCCUGCAUGCCCCCACCAACAUGGGUCACUCCCUCUCCGACCCCACAGUGACCUGCAGCAGCCGAGCCCAUGACACCCCGAGUCGCCUGCCCAAACCAGCCACCUCAGAUGCGAUCAGAACAAAGAGGCUGAGUCUUAGCGAGCCGCGCAGCAACAACUCAACGGCAACGGAGGACAAGGAGAAAGAGACAGAGAGGAGGAGGAAGGCCAAGGACCAUGAAUCAUCCAGUGAACGAGCUCUGAGAGUGUGCACGUACUCGGGCAGCAGCAGUGACACCGAGACUGAACCCGAGAGCACCGGAAGCACGCUGGGCUCGCCGCAGAAGACCCUGAUCAACAGGAGCAAGAAGAGCAACUCAGUUGAGCAGAAUGACGAGACGCUGAAGAGGAGCAGCGUGGAGAAGCCCCUGUCCAUCAUGGACUACUACCAACACGACAUGUUCUCACAUCUGGAGAAGGACAGCAGGCGGAUUUCCCAGUACAACUUGUUGCACAAAGAGUCUUCCCUCGACGGCAAGGCAGGAGACAGACUCAGCAAAGAGAUUUCCCUGGAGAAGACGUCAGUCAGCGGGAACCAGCCCGGCUCUCUGGAUUUCUCUUUGGAGUCCUUGAACAACCUGAACCACAGCAACUCCAGCAGCGGCACCCUGUAUCCCGAGACGGGGCUGGGAGGACGCAGAGGCGAUUGCCACGCCGACGUGGCAAAGAGCGGGGAGGACUGCUGCAAGGCGGACGAGCCCUCCUCCUCCAGCUUCUCCAGCAAGCCCGGGGCGGAUCCCGUGGGCUCCCUCAGCGACUCGCUGUACGACAGCUUCUCCUCCUGCACCAGUCAAGGCUCCAACGAUGUGUAGGGGCACAGACACGGCAACGCAGGGCUGUAGAGCUCGAGUCCGCUUUCCAUGCCACUCUCCACCACUCUAGGACUUGUCUCAGGCAUGUCCCUAAUUUUGACUCAGACUUAUCUUGGCCUUGGCCACUAUUGGAUGUCAAUUCCACUUUUUCCUGCCUACUCUAAUGUUUUAAAAAUCUGUUUUCCCUCCACCUGAUCCACCUAGUUAUUUUCUCCCAAACACAAACAAUUUGUUUUAUUAUCUAAAGGUCCACCGACAUCUGUGCAAACCUCUAUGCAUUGAUUUCUCCUUAACUUAUGCAUUAGUUAGCUGAAAUGUGUAGUGCAGUGUGAACUGCAGGUGUAGCUGUGUUUCUGUCAAUCCUUAAGGAAAUACCCAUGCUUUAUUUUACAGCUUGAGAGAAAUAUACCCAUUUCAUCACCUUUUUUGGUCUCAAAUGGGGCUUGAUUUUGCUCUGAACUCGGUCCUGGCUUGGUCUCGACCCUUUUCGGACCUCGUCUUGACUCAGAUUGAUCUUGGAAUUGACUGGGACUCGACUGAGGUGAUUGUGACUACAGCCCUGCCGCAGCAUGAGGGCCUUUGUGCUCCCCCUCCCCUAUAAACAACACGAAGCACUUAGCGGAGCUGAACAGAUGAGGAUGAAACCCGAACUGACUCGCCAAACCAGGAUUUAUCUACUUUUGACUCUGGGUGUGGUGGACUGGACAGCAAUACGCAACAAUGCCGUCUCCUUACAAUUUGUAGUUAUUAUCUUUGUUCCCACAUUUGGGAAUGACUAUCUUAUCAUUGCACUGUAACAAAUACUGUACAAAGUUUGUAAGGAGUGUAAAGUGAACGUUUUAUUAAAGCAGUUAUACACAGGGCAGCCUCUUUGGGCAACACUGACAGGCAACAUUGGCAUACAGAUGCCACAGCAUUGAUUGCAUAGAGGCUUCCUGUUGCCACAAAAGAUUUUCCCCCUGAGGUUUCAUUUUGUCUCUUGCUGCUAAGGACAUUGCCCGUCUAAAUUGCCGGAAAAAAAAAAAUUGCCUUGUGGCAUUACUACCCAUAGACAACGCCAAGAAAAACAACAACAUGGAAUUAUUCAGAACUGGUUGAUCCUUUUGUUUACUUCUUUUUUGAAGCAAUAUCCUUAAACAAGAUCAGGUUUUAAAUUGUCCUGUAAAUGUCUGUCAGUUCAUUUUUUUUUUUUUUUUUUGAUAAUUUUGAAGAUGAAUCUGUUUGCCAAUCUUGUCUUUAUGUAAGAUCUUUAUGUAGAGCAGUCAUGCAGCCGCAAAUGGUCAACAAACUAAAGACAAGAAAGCUGCAUGCUGCGUUUACUGAUCUGCAGAGUUAGCGAGAAGCUGCACAUUUAUCACUAUUCAGCUAACCAAACUCUUUUUUUUUUUUUUUUUUUUUUAGCAGCAAAUUUUCUAAUGAUGUCAACUGAAAUGAGCGUUGUGUUUCUGUGUCGUACAUUCACUGUUAAGAGAAUAAUGUCACUCCAUGAUGUUUCAGUGUCUGAAUGGUACAUAGGUGCAGUAAAUGACCAACUUCUGGCUUGAACAUCAUCCGGCAACCAAUGACAUUGGUGGUAGCUCAGGGAACAUACUGGACUAAUAUAGAUUGUAAGAAAUAAAAAAAAGUUACAGCCAACAGAAAAUUGCUGACAAAUGCAAACAACAGCAGGUAAUCUUUGCUCUUCAUAGUUUAUAAUGCAAAAUUUCCAGGAUCCAAACGGUCUAGUUAGUGUCUCAUGUAGCAUAGCGAACCCGAACUCUCCAAACCUCAGUUUUCCUUUUCAUAGUUGUAUAUUAUGUUGUAUAUAAAAAGUGCUAUAAGUUAAUAUCCGAAUGGGCAUUGCUGAUUGAUAUAUGCAAAUGAAAAGAACAAAAAACAAAUGUAAAGUGUUUUGCCAAUCAUUCAACCAAGGUUUUUGAGUCUACUGCUUGAAAAUGGCAUGUGUCUUUGCUUAUGGAAUUCUUUAGGGGGGGUUCUUGUUAAAA